AUGUCGAUCAUCUAAGCCCAGUCCGCCAAGAUGGAAAACGCGCACACUAAAUCGGCGACCGAAGUUUUAGACAACUUCGGCGUGAACGAAAACACCGGGCUGACUCUGGAGCAAGCCAAAGUCAACGUGGAGAGAUACGGACCGAACGAGCUCCCAGCUGAAGAAGGCAAGUCCCUGUGGGAGCUGGUGGCGGAGCAGUUUGAAGACCUCCUGGUCAGGAUCCUGCUGCUAGCUGCCUGCGUCUCCUUUGUGUUGGCUCUGUUUGAGGAGGGAGAGGAGUCGACCACCGCCUUCGUUGAGCCGAUUGUUAUUCUUCUGAUCCUCAUCGCCAAUGCUGUUAUCGGGGUCUGGCAGGAGCGGAAUGCCGAGAAUGCCAUCGAGGCCCUGAAAGAGUAUGAGCCAGAGAUGGGGAAGGUGUACCGCAUGAACCGCAAGGCUGUCCAGAGGAUCAAAGCCAGAGAGAUCGUCCCAGGAGACAUAGUGGAGGUGGCAGUUGGUGACAAGGUGCCUGCUGACAUCAGAGUGACCUCUAUUAAGUCCACCACCCUGCGAGUGGACCAGUCCAUCCUCACAGGGGAGUCUGUGUCCAUCAUCAAACACACGGACCCGGUUCCUGAUCCCAGGGCUGUCAACCAAGACAAAAAGAACAUGCUGUUUUCUGGCACAAACAUUGCAGCGGGCCGCGCCAUAGGUGUGGUCAUUGCCACCGGCGUCUCCACAGAGAUCGGUAAGAUCCGUAAUCAGAUGGCAGCUACGGAGCAGGAGAAGACGCCGCUGCAGCAGAAGCUGGACGAGUUCGGGCAGCAGCUCUCCAAGGUCAUCUCGCUGAUCUGCGUGGCCGUGUGGGUCAUCAACAUCGGCCACUUCGGGGACCCCGUCCACGGCGGCUCCUGGGUCAGAGGGGCCAUCUAUUACUUCAAGAUCGCUGUGGCCCUGGCUGUGGCCGCCAUCCCCGAGGGCCUGCCCGCUGUCAUCACCACCUGCUUGGCCCUCGGCACGCGUCGCAUGGCCAAGAAGAACGCCAUCGUUCGCAGCCUGCCAUCGGUGGAGACGCUGGGCUGCACCUCUGUCAUCUGCUCCGACAAGACGGGCACCCUCACCACCAACCAGAUGUCUGUCUGCAGAGUAAGUGGCGACGCUUUUUUGUUUUUUUUUGGACUGCUGGUUAUGCAGUUUUGCAUUCACUCAGCUGAAUUAGUAUUUCAUAUCCACAUCCUGUCGUUUCAUUGCCUCUUCAUAAAAAGCUUCUGGGAAUUUUGUGUGUGUGUGUGUGUGUGUGUGUGUGUGUGUGUGUCUCCUUCCAGACUGAAAGGAGACAGGCCCAUCCAGUGUGGAGACUAUGAUGGACUUUUGGAGUUGGCCACUGUGUGUGCUAUGUGCAAUGACUCUUCACUGGACUACAAUGAGGCCAAAGGGGUUUAUGAAAAGGUGGGGGAAGCCACAGAGACGGCUCUCACAACCUUGGUGGAGAAGAUGAACGUCUUCAAGACUGACCUGUCCGGGCUCAGCAAGGUGGAACGCGCCGGUGCCUGUAACUCGGUGAUCAAGCAGUUGAUGAAGAAAGAGUUCACCCUGGAGUUCUCCCGUGACCGCAAGUCCAUGUCUGUCUACUGCACCCCCGUCAAGCCGGGCUCCCAGAGCAAGAUGUUCAUCAAGGGCGCUCCAGAGAGUGUGAUCGAGCGAUGUCGGUACCUGCGGGUGGGAACAGGGAAGGUGAUGCUGACGCCAGCCAUGCGCGACCAGCUGCUGUCCAAGAUCAGGGACUAUGGGACGGGCAGAGACACCCUGCGCUGCCUGGCCCUGGCCACUCACGACAUCCCGCUGCGCAAAGAGGAUAUGGACUUGGAGAAUUCAAACAAGUUUGUAGAGUAUGAGUUGGGUCUCACGUUUGUCGGCUGCGUGGGCAUGCUGGACCCGCCCAGGAAGGAGGUGAACGGCGCGAUAAAGCUCUGCAACGAGGCGGGCAUACGCGUCAUCAUGAUCACGGGGGACAACAAGGGCACGGCCGUGGCCAUCUGCAGACGAAUUGGCAUCUUCGGCGAGGACGAGGAGGUUACGGGGAAGGCCUACACGGGCCGCGAGUUCGACGACCUCCCGCUGGAGGCCCAGAGAGAGGCCGUCAAACUGGCGCGAUGCUUCGCCCGCGUCGAGCCGGCCCACAAGACUAAGAUCGUCGGAUACCUGCAGGCGUUCGAUGAGAUUACUGCCAUGACGGGAGAUGGUGUGAACGACGCCCCGGCCCUGAAGAAAGCGGAGAUCGGCAUCGCCAUGGGCUCCGGCACAGCGGUGGCCAAGUCUGCAUCUGAGAUGGUGCUGUCGGACGAUAACUUCUCCACCAUAGUGGCCGCCGUGGAGGAGGGCAGAGCCAUCUACAACAACAUGAAGCAGUUCAUCAGAUACCUCAUCUCCUCUAACGUGGGAGAAGUAGUCUGCAUCUUCCUGACAGCCAUCCUGGGUCUCCCUGAGGCUUUGAUUCCAGUCCAGCUGCUGUGGGUGAACCUGGUGACCGACGGCCUGCCGGCCACUGCCCUGGGCUUUAACCCCCCAGACCUGGACAUCAUGGACAAACCCCCCCGCAACUCCAAGGAGCCUCUCAUCUCUGGCUGGCUUUUCUUCAGAUAUAUGGCCAUUGGAGGAUAUGUGGGUCUUGGAACCGUGGGUGCUGCCACGUGGUGGUACCUGUUUGAUGUAGAAGGUCCACAAGUGUCUUUCUAUCAGCUGAGACACUUCAUGCAGUGUACCGAGGACAACCCCAUGUUCCAGGGCGUGGACUGCGAGGUGUUUGAAUCCCGCUACCCCACAACCAUGGCCCUAUCCGUGCUGGUCACCAUCGAAAUGUUCAACUCUCUCAACAGUUUGUCUGAGAACCAGUCCCUGCUCAGGAUGCCUCCCUGGGUCAAUAUUUGGCUGCUGGGAGCAAUUAUCCUGUCCCUCUCCCUCCACUUCUUAAUCCUCUACGUCGAGCCUCUGCCGUUGAUCUUCCAGGUGACCCCACUGCACUGGUACCAGUGGAUCGUGGUCCUGAAGAUUUCCUUCCCAGUCAUCCUCCUGGAUGAGGCACUGAAAUACAUCUCCAGGAACCAUCUAGAAGGUGAUGAGGAGAAGAAAUACCGGAGGAGGUGGCAGCAGCUGAACUAAGACCUCUCCCUCAACACACUCGCACACUUAGACACACGCCUACCCUCUUCCCUUUUAGGAGCUAGAAACCUGUCCUCAUUCCCAACUCCUGCAUGUCCCCAAAAAAAAAA
Molecule: messenger RNA, 3248 nt
Organism: Anarrhichthys ocellatus (wolf-eel)
Lineage: Eukaryota; Metazoa; Chordata; Actinopteri; Perciformes; Anarhichadidae
Gene: atp2a3
Product: ATPase sarcoplasmic/endoplasmic reticulum Ca2+ transporting 3
Exons: 20
Cellular component (GO): membrane
Molecular function (GO): transporter activity; ATP binding; ATP hydrolysis activity
Source: RefSeq, a predicted model, not a curated record